Molecule: messenger RNA, 1010 nt
Organism: Cryptomeria japonica (Japanese cedar)
Lineage: Eukaryota; Viridiplantae; Streptophyta; Pinopsida; Cupressales; Cupressaceae
Product: heavy metal-associated isoprenylated plant protein 23
Exons: 3
Coding region: 96-545 (149 amino acids)
Molecular function (GO): metal ion binding
Source: RefSeq, a predicted model, not a curated record
CAUUAAUCCUUUUUAUGUGUUUCUCUAAGACGAGAGUACACACUUUUUUUUUGUUUUGAAAGAUCUGCUUGGUCUUUAUUUGAGAGUUGAGUAAUAUGGGUGCCAUGGCUCUUAUAGAAAGCUUGAUGGAAGCAGCAACUGUUCGGCGGACCAAGAAGCUUAAGCAGUUUCAGACGGUAGAGUUGAGAGUACUUAUGGACUGCGAGGGGUGCGAAAGAAAAGUGAGGAAGUCGCUAGCAAAUAUGAAAGGCGUGAGAUCCUUGGAAGUGGAUCGAAAGCAAUUCAAAGUAACGGUGACGGGGUACGUGGAUGCGAACAAGGUGUUGAAGAGGGUGAGAAGAAGGACGGGGAAAAAAGCAGAGAUGUGGCCAUACAAGCCCUACAAUCUGGUUUACUAUCCAUAUGCUGCUCAGGUCUACGAUAAGAAAGCUCCUGCUGGUUAUGUGAGGAACGUGGACCCCACCUUUCCCAAUCCGCAGAGAACUGACGAAAGAUACACCUCCCUCUUCAGCGACGACAAUCCGAACGCUUGUUCAAUUAUGUAGACUCCAUUCUCUCCUCUCUUAUAUUCAACUAUGUAUAUAACAAAUAUUGUAUAGUAUUACUGGUCCAAUUCAAUUCAUUGUUUUCAAUUCGCUACUCUGUUCCUGCUAUAUAAUAACAGGGAAACAACAGUUAGUAUGAAUGAUGUACAUAUGCUGUACGGUUAUAGAAAAAUAUACUUUUAAAAAAAUAAGUGAAAUGGAUCUGUUUCCUGCGGAAGAGCUAAGAAGCGGAUGAAGCAAAAAAAACAUGGACAACAGGAUGGAAGUGGCAAGUGGCUCCUGCCAAGCUUUGUAAAGUCCGAUUUGUUUUGGUGGGGUAGAGCGCCAGUUUAGUAGGAUUUGCCAUUGUAUACGCAACCAGUGAAGUACGUUGUAUGAAGAGAUUGUAUCAGUUUUGGAAAGAUUGUGUAACGAAUAAUACACGAUGUUUUCUCUACAAUGAAAUAUAAACACUUUCUUGUCGAA